AUGAAUUUAUCGUCACCUAUUCCUUCUGAUGCAGCUCAUUUAUUAAAUUCACAAAUAUCAUCAUUUGGUGGUAGAAAUAUUUCAACUCCUGCUCCACCAAUAUUAAGUGAUCAAUCAUCACAACCCAUACCACAACAACAAAGAUCAAUAGUAUCACGUAAUAGAAGAAGAUUAGAUAUUCCAAAAGUAGUUGAUGCUACAUCAAUAAAAGUUGAAGAAUCUUUUCAAAAUUUUAUUGAACAAUUUAUUGAUGAAGAUGAAAUUAAUAAUGGUUGGAAUGGUAAAAUAUAUUUAGCACAAAUUGAAUCAAUGAAAAAUUUCGAAUAUAGUACUUUAUAUGUAAAUUAUCAAAAUUUAUUAAGUGUUGAAAAUGGAGUUUUAGCAACUGCUAUAUCUGAACAAUAUUAUAGAUUUUAUCCUUAUUUAUUAAAUGGUUUAAAAAAAUUAUUAAAAAAGUAUGCUCCAAAUUUAUUACAUACAAAUUUAUUAGGUGGAUCAAAUAAUAAUGAUGAAGAAGGUGAAAAUAUAAGUGAAAAUACUUCAUCAUCAACUUCUUCAAUAUCAAAUGAAAGAGUUUUUCAAAUUUCAUUUUUUAAUUUACCAACAAUUCAAAGAAUAAGAGAUAUAAAAUCAAAUAAAAUUGGUUCAUUAAUGUGUAUAUCAGGAACAGUAACAAGAACUUCAGAAGUCAGACCAGAAUUAUAUCGUGCAUGUUUUACUUGUGAUAUGUGUUCUGCAUUAAUUGAAGGUAUUGAACAAGUUUUUAAAUAUACUGAACCAACAUCAUGUCCAUCAUGUGAAAAUCAAUCAUAUUUUACUUUAAAUAUUUCAAAAUCUCAAUUUAUUGAUUGGCAAAGAGUUCGAAUUCAAGAAAAUUCAAAUGAAAUUCCAACAGGUUCAAUGCCAAGAACUUUAGAUGUUAUAUUAAGAGGUGAAACUGUUGAAAGAGCAAAACCUGGUGAUAAAUGUAAAUUUACUGGUUGUGAAAUUGUUAUACCUGAUGUUUCUCAAUUAGGAUUACCUGGUGUAAAACCUCAAUCAAUAAAAGAAAAUAGAGGAUCUGAAUUAAAUUCUGGUAUUACAGGAUUAAAAUCUUUAGGUGUUAGAGAUUUAACUUAUAAAUUAGCUUUUAAUGCUUGUCAUGUAACUUCAAUGAUUAAUAAAAUUGGUAAUGAAACAGAAAAUGAUUCAAAUGAUCAUGAAAUUUUUUUAACUUCUCUUAGUGAAUCAGAUGUUUCUGAAUUAAAAGAUAUGGUUAAAGAUGAACAUAUUUAUGAUAAAUUAGUAAGAUCUAUUGCCCCAGCUGUAUUUGGUCAUGAAGUUGUUAAAAAGGGAAUUUUGCUACAAUUAUUAGGUGGUGUUCAUAAACAAACAGUUGAUGGAAUAAAUUUAAGAGGUGAUAUAAAUAUUUGUAUUGUUGGUGAUCCUUCAACAUCAAAAUCUCAAUUUUUAAAAUAUGUUUGUAGUUUUAGUCCAAGAGCUGUUUAUACUUCUGGAAAGGCAUCAUCAGCUGCAGGAUUAACUGCUGCUGUUGUUAGAGAUGAAGAAAGUGGUGAAUAUACAAUUGAAGCAGGUGCUUUAAUGUUAGCAGAUAAUGGUAUAUGUGCAAUUGAUGAAUUUGAUAAAAUGGAUAUUGUUGAUCAAGUUGCAAUUCAUGAAGCAAUGGAACAACAAACUAUUUCAAUUGCAAAAGCUGGUAUACAUGCUACAUUAAAUGCAAGAACUUCAAUAUUAGCAGCUGCUAACCCUAUAGGUGGUAGAUAUAAUAGAAAAAUUGGGUUACGAUCAAAUUUAAGUAUGACAGCACCAAUUAUGUCAAGAUUUGAUUUAUUUUUUGUUAUAUUAGAUGAUUGUAAUGAAAGAAUUGAUACUCAAUUAGCAUCUCAUAUAGUUGAUUUACAUAUGUUAAGAGAUAAUGCAAUAAAUCCACCAUAUUCAGCAGAACAAUUAUCAAGAUAUAUAAAAUAUGCCAAAACAUUUAAACCAAAAAUGACAAAAGAAGCAAGAGAUUUUUUAGUUACAAGAUAUAAAGAAUUAAGAGAUGAUGAUGCUCAAGGAUUGGGAAGAUCUUCAUAUAGAAUUACUGUACGUCAAUUAGAAUCAAUGAUUAGAUUAAGUGAAGCUAUUGCAAGAGCUAAUUGUACUGAAGAUAUAACUCCAAGUUUUGUUGCUGAAGCUUAUGAUUUAUUAAAACAAUCUAUUAUAAGGGUUGAAAUGGAAGAUAUUGAAAUUGAUGAUGAUGAUGUGGAACAAGAUACUGUUGCAACUGUGGAAACUGUAGAUGGUGAAACUACUGAACCAGUGAAUCAACCACCACCACAAAGACAAACACAAGAGUCAACAUCAAUUUCCUACGACAAAUACGUAGAAGUAAUGAAUAUGUUAGUUAAAAAAAUAUCAGAUGAUGACAAAAAUGGAGGAGAAGGAUUAACAGCAGAACAAUUAAUAGAUUGGUAUUUAUUACAAAAAGAAGAUCAAUUAUCAAGUGAAGCUGAAUAUUUACAAGAAAGAAGAAUAGGUUAUAAAGUUUUAAAAAGAUUAGUUAAAGAUAGAAUAUUAAUGAGUGUUUCAAAUAAUGAAAAUGAUUCAUUACCUCAAUCUGGUGAAGGUGGUAUAAAUUCAAAUACUGUUUAUAUUAUUCAUCCAAAUUGUGCAAUUUUAGAUUUCUUUGAUAGAGAUGAUAAUAAUGAUGAAGAAAGAAGAGAUGAUGAAACUUCAUGA
This is a messenger RNA of Lodderomyces pseudojiufengensis, 2721 nucleotides long. RefSeq names its product MCM DNA helicase complex subunit (gene MCM6). The record is from RefSeq and is a predicted model, not a curated record. Gene Ontology annotation, cellular component: nucleus; MCM complex. Lineage: Eukaryota; Fungi; Ascomycota; Pichiomycetes; Serinales; Debaryomycetaceae. The transcript has a single exon. The coding region runs from base 1 to 2721 and encodes 906 amino acids. Gene Ontology annotation, molecular function: single-stranded DNA binding; ATP binding; single-stranded 3'-5' DNA helicase activity. Gene Ontology annotation, biological process: mitotic DNA replication; DNA replication initiation; double-strand break repair via break-induced replication.